Molecule: messenger RNA, 2199 nt
Organism: Xenopus laevis (African clawed frog)
Lineage: Eukaryota; Metazoa; Chordata; Amphibia; Anura; Pipidae
Product: cAMP-dependent protein kinase type 1-like
Exons: 3
Coding region: 185-415 (76 amino acids)
Source: RefSeq, a predicted model, not a curated record
UUCAGCGGAGAUCGUGUGCGGCCUGGAGUUCCUGCACAACUGCGGCAUUGUUCAUCGAGAUCUCAAGCCUGACAACAUCCUGCUGGACCAGGACGGCCAUGUUAAAAUAUCAGACUUCGGCCUGGCAGUUCCUAACGUGUUCGGUGACAAGACCAUCAGUGGCCGGGCAGGAACAUUGUGGUACAUGGCUCCAGAGGUCCUGCAAGGGCAGAGAUACAAUGCUGCAGUGGAUUGGUGGGCACUUGGAAUCAUCAUGUGUCAAAUGGCUUCUGGGGACUCCCCCUUUUAUGAAGGCAACAACAGGGAGAAGGUCAUCAGCUCUAUCAUCAAUGAUGAGCCCAGGAUUCCUCGUUGGCUGAAUGACGAUCUGAAGGAUCUUCUGAGAAAGGUGAAUGUGAGCAGUGGGAUGGAGUAACAUUCACAAAUAUAUAUAUAUACAAUCCCUUGUAAUUGUUGGGGUCAUUAUUGAACUCAGUCUCCAUUGAUUAUUGGGUAUGGAAAAUGGUCUCUGCUUUUAUACAUCAUUGCAAUAUAGUCGAGGGACAUAAUACUGGCAAAGACAUAUUACUGGUCAGCUGCAACAAUAUUAAAUACACAAUUUUAUAUUUUUUGCUUUUUAUUCCCUCAGCUCCUGGAGAAGGAUCCAAAUCAGCGCCUUGGUGCUCAUGGAAAUAUAAAAUACCACCCAUACUUCUCUUCCAUCAACUGGGUGGAGCUGGAAUGGAAAAAAGUACCACCUCCUUUCCAGCUAAGAGCAGUAAGUACAUGAUUGCUGAAUGAUAAUUCAUUAGAAAUAUAGUCCUGGAUUAAUAUCAUUACAUAACCACAUUUUAGCAUAUUCCAUAUCAUCCUGGCUAAAUUGUUGUUUUUCUCUUUUUUUCUGCAGCCUCCAAUGGAGCCUCUCAUGCCAUCUGAGGAAAAUCCUCUGUCCUUCCUGUUGUAGGACCUUCGCUUUGUAUAUAAUUAUUUAAAAGUUUUUUUAUAACACAUUUUCCUUCCUACAGGUACGGGUAAGUAUAGUUAUUAGUUACAGUUAAUAUUUGAAGUGUGUGAAUGUGCGAGUGAAUGUGAGAUAUGAAAGGCCAAGGGUGUAACAAGAGGGCAAGGGGGUCUAACAUUUAACAUUCAGCUUUGCCUUCAUACACAUGUCUGUUGAACCCACACCCUGAUAUUAAUGCUUAUAGUCCAAUCAUCUAUGCCAGGAAAGGUUUUUUCCCCCAGUACAUGGGUUUUUUUUAUCCUCCUGCAGAUGAACUAGAAGUUUAUUAAGAAGAUUCUGAGCAAAGGGUAAACUUCACAGACAUGAGUAAGCCUCACUAUUUUCUUAUGAUAUUAUUUAAUGACUGUUGCUAUAAUAUUAUUAGACCCCCUGAGGAAUGUUACACCCGGAGUGAAUGGACAGUAACAGGGUUGAAGCCUUGACGUGGCGUUACUGCUCACAUGUAUAAUCAUGUGCUAAUUCAACCAAUUAUGUGACAGUGUGAAUAGCAUAGUUGAAUUGUCAGAACUGCAGUCUCUUCGGUCAGAGCAGAAUUUAAUCUUAUACAAAUGGGACUGUAACUGGCGACACUGUAAAUUUCUGACCGAUUUUGAAGUUUGAAUAUGCAUUAAAUUGAUUUAAGUGGAAACAGGAAUACUUGCCAGACAAAAAGUGUGUUGAGGGUAAGGAAUGAAUCAGGUACAUGGCAUGGAAGAUAUUCCAGCAAACCCUUAGGCUGAAAACUUUGAGGUCCUUGAAGGGGUUGUACACUCAAAUGUAACAAUUCACAUUGUAGAAUCAUAUUUAUUUCUAAGCAACUUCACAAUAUGAUUUUGACUUUAUUUUAACAGAAUUGAUAUCAAAAGCUAGACAGAUAGAUAGAACUGAAAUAUAUACAUAAAAAAAUAAAGAUAAAUAGACGCACUAUAUAAACAAAAGGUAAGUGUCUGAUAUCAUAUUAUGAAAAGUACAAUAUUAUUAUGAGGUUGGUCCUCACUUUGUUGACAUAACAGCCUGUAGUCUUCAGGGAAGUAUUUCCAAAUGAUUUUGGAACAAUGUUGGCGGGUUAUAGACUAAAACAUGGAAUAUUAUUUGUGGCAACUUUUAAUAAUAAAUGGGGAUAUUGGGGAAAAGAAAUCCCUGUACAGGACACCUACCUGCAGAUUGUGGUUUGUGGGGAAAAAAAAUAAAUUUUGUCUGUUUUGCCUAUUUUAGGGGCA